AUGGGACUGACUCGGAAGACCUUGCCAGUGGAUGGUCAGUCAUCGACCACCAAUACCAACCAGGCUCAUGCAGCCUGGAUCGAUGCAAUGCACAAAUUCGACGUCCUGGAUCACAACAUAGACGCCUUAUCAGGCCCCGGGCAGGUCCCAACAAGGCUGAUUAACAUUUUUACGGGUCAAAUCGAAGAAAUCCACAACGAUACCACGAAACGCUAUGUCAUUGCAUCCUACCUCUGGAAUCCAGACAGAUUUUCGGAUACUCAGGAACAUUACACUGGUUUGUGGAACGACAUACCCCACGCACCCACAUUCGACGACUGGCUCCGUCUCACUUGUCUCAUGCAUCCAAACAUCAUUCAGGUGGUUGACGCAGAGGAAAAGGAGUUGCAUCGUUUGCAUUGUCCUUCGGAGGUGCCAGUAGGGAUAUCCCGGGAAUAUCUACAAGAGAUAUUUCUCCUUCUCGCCAGGGAAGCUUUGUUGAUGGGCAUUGAGCAUGUCUGGAUAGACGGCAUCUGCAUAAACCAAGCGGACCCAGACGAUGUCGCGCGUGAGAUACCGAGGAUGAGCGAUUAUUACCGCAACGCAGCAUGCUGUGUUGCUGUAUCUGAAGCGCUACGCAGGCGCUAUGCUACUGCUGAAGGCCCUCCACAAGAUGACACCGGACCGGAAUCCAGAAGUGCUCAAGCUUGGCGCCGGAUUAUAACUUGGAUGAAGGGGUAUCAUGCCAAACGGCUCUGGGUCUUCCAAGAGACUUACCUAGCCACAAAAGUUGUAGUCCGCGCUAGUAACAUCCGGAUCGAUGCCAGCGAAAUGGUCAAGACAAGCGACUCGGUUUCACCUGCCUCUGCCAACCUUCUCAGCAUUUCUAGUCACCAGUUUCCGAUUUCCUUCCCGAUAUCGGAUUGGAAUCGUCCGAUGUCCCCUGAGCUCUGCUUGCAGUACUGUCGCGAGCGAGAAUGUACAUUCCUUCAUGAUAACAUUUACGGCAUCCUUGGUCUCUUUUCCCCCAAAAUUCGCCACUCGCUUCCAGUGGAUUACCAGCUUUCACCAGGGAUUAUUCUCGCCAUAUUUGCCUGCUUGAGAGUCCGAGCUGGGGAUUUCUCCGCUUUACUUACGCUCCAGCAUGAAUCCCAUGAAAGGGACGAUCCAGGCCUUGGCGUCUCGUGGUUGCCUAGAGGCUUUGGCUGGCACCCGAAAGACAUCUUUGGUGUGAUGCCGCAUGCCGAACUCUUGCCUCUUGUUGACCCUGAAGGCACACUACAUAUGUCUAUGUACUUUCUCGAGGUGGAGAAAGUGGUUGAAAGCUUGAGUUUCGCAUCUAUUGCGGUAGAGCAUGAUGAUCUCAAUAUCGAGAUCCAUCUCAUACCACGUUAUGCCGAGCUUUUCCGCAAACGUCCCCCUCAAACCGGAAUAUUUCAGAUCGGAGGGAUAUUGGAGCCUUCCAAUAGCGGCCGUGAUUAUCUCGUCUUCGGUCCACCUACCUUGCGGCAGCAUAUCGCAAACGAGGAGCGCGAAGAAAGACGGACGUUCUUGACUCAGAAGGCGGAAAAGAGACCGGGCGAAGUUGUAUUGGCAACCUUUGGCGAACAGAGUUGGUCGUUUGACGGUGUACCCAACUGGUGGUUCUGGCUUUUACUGGCAACAGAUGAUGAAGGAAAGACAUGGAGAAAGUUUGGUGUAGCUCUCAGCCACGAAAUUAAUACUGACUCGAUUGCACGAAAGAGAUUUAGCAUUCGGUAGUAAGAGCACAAGCUACUGUGCAUCCCGUUGUGUAGAUGAACGUUGAGACUUGGAGUAUACUUGCUAGACAUAAUUAUUACCUGUGGCUAUGGGCGCGAAUACAUGCACUUACUUAUGUACAC
Molecule: messenger RNA, 1862 nt
Organism: Suillus paluster
Lineage: Eukaryota; Fungi; Basidiomycota; Agaricomycetes; Boletales; Suillaceae
Exons: 1
Coding region: 1-1740 (579 amino acids)
Source: RefSeq, a predicted model, not a curated record